ACAUUAGUCUGUAUCUGCUGCAAACCUGUCACUGAUCUUGUUUACACCAGCACGCAUGGCAAGUGGCCAAGAAUCAAAAGCUGGAGUUGGUGGAAAGGGACACGGAGAAUCUGGGUAAUGCGAGAAGGACCGCCACGUAAUUUGACAACCAGGGACCAUGUCGCAUGGAAUCCUUGGUUCUUUGGCUUACAACCGUCACACUUAAUACGGCGUGCGCGAACAAAAAAAUAAGAUCUGUGUGCUCCCCAACCUUCUCCUGGUGCGUGUCAAUUUCCUACUGAAAGCAUCCAUCCAAUGCAAGAUCCGCUAACUUAAACGGACGGCUCGGAUUUACCCAGUAUCUAAUCAUUUGCUGUACGAGAUCAAACAGCCAACGCCGACCCUUUUGCAGCUGUUAUCAUCCCUAUCCAGUAUCCAUUUGCAUUCUUUCAAUCCCUAAAAAUUUUUCCUGGUCAUUCGCCAUUUUGGUUUGAGUCCUCUUCGCUUCUUUCGACUUCUCUCUGGUUUUGAUCGUCUCUGUCCUCCCUCUUGCUCUGAUCCAUCGAGAAACCUUAAAAGGUGGCGCCUUUUUAGGUUUUUUCCGAUACCAAACCUCCCAAGUCUUCGCCUUUUUUUUCUCCCCACUGAGCUCCCUUCUAUCUUCUUCUUCUUUACCCCCAAUCCACUUUUUUUUUUUUUGAUUGUUUGAAGUUUCCUUUGGUUUUGAUCCUGUCCCUAUCCUCCUCCUUUCUCUGAUUUAUCGAGAAACCUCUCAAGGUGACACCUUUUAGGGUUUUUCCGAUCUUCAAACCUCCCAAAGCUGGCGAAUUCCCAGAGGAAAUGGAAGGUGAUGAGAAUUCAAGUCCCCGAUCCCCGCUGGAAGGAGAAUCGAGCCCUCGGCAUCCCAAUUCACUUAAUCCAGUCCCUCCAGUGCUCGGCCGGGAGGGCCUUAUCGACCGGACUCAGUUCAUAAGGAUCAUUAUUCAAGCCCUCUACUCCCUCGACUACCGGAAGGCUGCUGCGUUGCUGGAAUUGGAGUCCGGAGUUCAUCUCGACUCACCAGAGUACACCUCCCUGUUGUUUGAUACUAUGGCAGGCCGGUGGGACGAAUGUGUCGCGAUUAUUAAUUCCAUUGAUGAAUUGGAGGCGGAAGUGCGAGCCACGGCCUGCUUUCUUGUCCGGAAGGAGCAAUUCUUGGAACUUUUGGGGUCCGGUGACGGGUUGUUGCCGGCGAAGGAUGUGCUCUGGAAAAGGAUUGCUUCAUUGGAUAUGGAUCGGCGGAAGGUGCACAAACUUGCCCGGUCGCUUAUUUCAUCUGAGGGCAUCCUCACAGAGGAGAACAUGGUGAGCAGGAGGAUUAAAUUGUUGUUGGAUUUGGUAGAGUUGCUUCCACCAUGGGUACGGGUGCCGAGCGGAAGGUUGGAGCAUCUUGUGGAGACUGCAGUUCUUAAACAGACAUCAUCUUGUUUUUACCAUAACUCGCCUGAUGCUGUUACUCUGUAUGUGGAUCAUGAGUGCAGCCAAGAGCAAAUUCCUUCAAAGUGCAUCCAGACCUUAUAUGACCAUAACAAUGAAGUGUGGUUUGUACAGUUCUCGAACAACGGAGAGUAUCUGGCAACAUCUUCUAGGGAUUGCACAGCGAUUAUAUGGAUGGUAAAAGAUGAUGACACUGUCUUGCUGAAGCACAUUCUAGAGGGCCACAUGAAACCUAUCUCCUUCGUAGCAUGGAGCCCUGAUGACACGAUGCUGCUCACAUGCGGCAAUGAAGAAGCCCUUAAAUUAUGGGAUGUCGAAACUGGCAUGUGCAAACUUACAUUUACCAGUCUGGUGAAUCGAACCAUCAGCUCAUGUGCAUGGUUCCCAAACUCUGAUAAAAUAGUGUGCGGCAGCUCGGAGCCUUAUAACUGCAUCUUCACAUGUGAUCUAGAAGGCAAGGAACUGGAAGUUUGGCAGGGAGAGAGGAUGCCAAAGGUCUCUGAUCUUGCUGUGACACCGGAUGGGUGCUGCUUGAUCAGUAUAUGUUCCAGUAGAGAAAUAUGGAUACGUGACUUCCCCAGGGGAAAAGAACGGUUCAUACGUGAGGAUCAUUCAAUUGCAUCACUCUCUCUUUCAAGGGAUGGACAGUCCUUGAUCGUCAACCUGAACAGUGAGGAGAUUCAUUUGUGGAAAGUCAAUGCAACAUCCGAUGUGCCAGAUAAAUUUAGAGGUCACAAGCAGGGGAAGUAUGUAAUCCGAUCUUGCUUUGGUGGAUCAAAUUGCCUGUUUAUUGCCAGUGGCAGUGAGGAUUCACAGAUCUACAUUUGGCAGCGACAUCAUGAAACGCCAAUCAAAGUCUUGUCUGGUCAUUCAAAGACUGUCAACUGUGUCAGCUGGAACCCGACGAAGCCUCAUAUGUUGGCAUCAGCAAGUGAUGAUGACACGGUCCGGAUAUGGGUAGCCAAUAGAAAUCCUACAAAGAUCUUUACAUGAGACGCAUCGACAUCUUUCCUCUUUCUUUCUUGUAAAUAUGUGUAAAUCAUGAGUAAUUCAGAUAUCGUAAUUCUACAUCAUUUGUUUGUGCGCUCUGUCGAAUAAUUCGAGUUUUUUGUCAGCAAAUCCAGUGUAAAAGAGGCCGAUAUCAUCUGUCAGAUUUUCAAAUAAGAUAUGUUUUUUAAAAAAUAUAUAUGUAUCUGGGCUUUAGACGUGGUGAAUCAUGAACAUUCUCAUUCUUAGCUUUCUAUUAUUGAAA
Elaeis guineensis (African oil palm) is the source of this 2707-nucleotide messenger RNA. Its product is annotated as WD repeat-containing protein WDS homolog. NCBI's taxonomy places the organism in Eukaryota, Viridiplantae, Streptophyta, Magnoliopsida, Arecales, Arecaceae. The record is from RefSeq and is a predicted model, not a curated record. Gene Ontology annotation, molecular function: protein binding.